Molecule: messenger RNA, 306 nt
Organism: Paramecium sonneborni
Lineage: Eukaryota; Ciliophora; Oligohymenophorea; Peniculida; Parameciidae
Source: the annotation of a GenBank genome assembly
AUGACAGAAGAUUAAGUUUUAGACAUCAGUAUUAAAAUGAGUAAAGAUAAUAAAUAUAUAAAUUCAUAUACACUCUACAAAGAAGAAUAUCUGAUUGAUGAUUAUAAAUUUGCUUCUAAAGAAAUCUAUCUGAAUCGAAUGGAAAAUAAUCUUUAAACAGAUGAAGAAUUUACAACUACAGCCUUAAGUUUCGAACCAAAUUAAUUUUAUCAAGUUCAUCCAUUUUAUGUCUAUUAUGUGAGUAUCAAUCACUUUGCAUUAUUAAAUGAAUCAUUAUAUAGAUAAAUAUUUUCUCUUUUCGGUUGA